Molecule: messenger RNA, 2376 nt
Organism: Paramacrobiotus metropolitanus
Lineage: Eukaryota; Metazoa; Tardigrada; Eutardigrada; Parachela; Macrobiotidae
Exons: 8
Coding region: 392-2086 (564 amino acids)
Biological process (GO): vesicle-mediated transport; intracellular protein transport
Cellular component (GO): clathrin coat of coated pit; clathrin coat of trans-Golgi network vesicle
Molecular function (GO): structural molecule activity
Source: RefSeq, a predicted model, not a curated record
ACUGAUACUUGAGUAUCUAAACGGCUGCAUCGCGUGCUCCGCGUGCUCUGAAUUUCUACUUCAUUUUAUAAUUCUAAUAUUUAUUAGCUGUUGAGAUUAUGAUAUCAUGAUAGCUUAGGACCGGUGGAUACUGUACAUACCAAAUGCAGCGUGAGCAUUUUUGUAACUACUUAUCACGGUAUCGGCAAUAAUGUGGAGAUAUUGUUGUUGUGCGCUAUCAAAAACGGCUAGAAUACGCUGAAAUACCUUAUGCUCCUGAUAGCGUGAUUUACAUGACUGUACUACACCUAUCAACGAAAUAAUGAUCAACCGCUAGCGGGGAAAUUUUCCACAGUUGUCUGUUAGAUGCAGUCGAUCCGUAUCAUACGGAUAGGUAUAAUUACAGUAUGUGAUGGCAAAUUCUUGUCCUGUGCUGUCUGUGACGACACUUGCAAAGAUUCCAGAACUGAUUCAUUCGAAAUGGAACAGUGGGAAGAGCAUUACGAUGGCAUCAGAGCACUGCAUUACGGUUGUCAGCCAGGGAGAUCUCUGGUCUAACCCUAGCCUGUUCUUUCUCGAUCUGGCCGCUUCACCCCCUCAAGUGACCCGCAAGGACUUCAAACGAUACCGCAGGCGAGACCGUAUUGUCAGCGCCACUCGCAGUCCAAAUGGCGAGUUUUGUCUUAUUCACGAUGCUGCGAACGUACUGCGGGUGCUCAUCCUGGAAAAAGAGACAGUCAUUGCGUCAUUGGUGGAUUUUGCUAGAUGGAUAGAUUCGAGCUGCGUUGCAUUUCUUACGGAUAAGGAAAUUACCCACAUGGAUGUCGAAAGUUGGAACAUUAACUGGAGUUGUCUACGCAAGGAGGAUGUUGCUGGAACUUACAGCGUCACUGAUUACCCGCUACACCGCUCGAAGAACUGCUCGUUUCUGACAGCGGUUAAGCUUGAUGUGGACCAAGCAAAAGGCCUCGUGGAAGUAUUUCAUAUGGGUGACAUAGCCUCUACAACCUUUUCAGGAUUCGCAGCGGCUUUUGUACCGUCCAUACCGACGUACGGCGGCCAACCUGUUGCUAUUUUAAUCGCCGACACUGCCACCAGCAACAACAACCCCCGCAUACUUCUUAAAUAUCGUUACCUUCGUCAGUCAGCGUACACGUACGACCUUUCGGAUACCAGAAACUCUACUCUUGAAAUUCUAUACCCAGUGGACGCCAAGGAAACAGCGAAGGAUUUUCCAAUUGCCGUAACGGUACAUCCAAAGGAUGAUCAUUUCUUGGCAUUUAUUACCACCAAAAUGGGAUGUGUCCACUUGGUUGACUAUCGGAACAUGUGCCACUUAGCGUCCAAGACGUUAGCCGAUGACGAAAGCACCAUUUGUGUUGUGCAUAGCGCGUCGUCUUCCGGAGGCCUAACUGUCAUUAGCAGUGACGGAAUAGUAUUCGGGGUCAGUCUGUCGUUUGACCAUGUGAUAGCGACUUUGCUAGACAAGAAUCUUCCAACGGAAGCCGGAAAAUACGCCCUGCGGUUAAGUGCUCCAAUGGAGAACGGCACGUUUAUGCGAGUGAUCCAUGUUGUACGGGGCAUGAAGUCGGUCGACUUUGCGACCUUUUGCACCUUUCUCAGGCUGAAUGUAGUGCAUUUAUCGGCGGAACAGGCGGUCGAUGUGUUCGAGUUGGCUGUUGAUACCGUUUCAUCCACACCACAUGACCUUAUGCUUACCGGUCAUCUCGCCAUGAAGUUAAGCGACAAAAUUGGAUUGGAUGUAUUGAUCACCAUGUUUGAGCGCAAAACGCGCAACACGAUCAAAGAUGGUCUGCCUAUGUUUCUGAAGUCCUUGUCGCCGAAAAAGAUGUCGGAAAGCGCUUUGUUGAAACUCGUCAAAAUGGCUCUGCAACAUGGACUCAUACAAAUCCUCGAGUUUCACUUUAUUACAAACCAGAGCAAGAUAUUACACCCGGAGAGCGUAAUAGAUUGUUUGUUGUCCGAAACAGUGGCACCUGGCGUGCAACGUGCCGUGGAAGAACUGGUGGAAAGGCUGUACAUUAGAUACGGUCUCAUCGUCAAACUCGUUACGCACAGAAUACGCAACGGAUGGGGCAGGGUGUAAAACCUGGCAGUGGCAGCUGCCAAUGGCACUGCCAGUGGCAUGGCAUGCGAUAAAAACUGGAGACUCUGGCAACUGGCAAGCGAUAGAAUCUGGUAGAUGCCCCAUAAAAUGUGGCACUACGUAUACUUCUACUGUAUAUCGUAGAAACUGUUGCCAAUAUACAUGCAGUUUUCCUUUAUUGUUUUAACGGUAUUGGCCAUGCACAAAGUUCGCAGGUACGUUCCGGGAUAAAAAAUUUCAAAAGGUCACUAGCAAUUGCCUUUUGCGCAAAGUACCACAGAUACAAUACA